Molecule: messenger RNA, 552 nt
Organism: Peronospora farinosa
Lineage: Eukaryota; Oomycota; Peronosporomycetes; Peronosporales; Peronosporaceae
Source: the annotation of a GenBank genome assembly
AUGUGUGUAGCGAUCUGUGCCAAUGUGCAGCAUGGACAGAAGAGGGAGGCGCAGCAGUCCCGGCAGCACCCACCCGGAAUGUGGAAGCGUUCGCGAGUCAGGGCUCGCGCCUUCCAGAUCCAGAUGAACAGGAUCAAGUGCACUGUGCCGCACGUAAACAUGAUCAAGAUGAACAAUGUGGCUAAUGCACACCAAUACGGUGCCAUCCCAAGGCGAGACGAAAUUUGUGCGUGGGUGACGCAGGGACAAAAGGUCACCAUGCAGCAGUUUGGUACACAAUGUUUAAAGCAGCCGCCGCACAAGGUGGUUUCCCAGCCUCCAAUCUUGAUGUCACUUAGCCCAUUGUCUUGUGCAAACGUUCCUCCGUUUGAGUUUCCAGUGGGGGUCACCGAAGCGUCUACUUGGAUGACGUAUGGAUGGUCGACCUCAUUGAGUGUUGGAGAUGGCGUCGGCGACUUGCAUGGAUGCUCGCCUUCAAUAACUUUCGGAGAUGGUAUCAGGGACAUGGUCUUGAUCAGGAAGUCGUCGAAGCGAUACGUGAGUGACGAAUGA